AGCGCUGCUCCCGUUAGCCUCAUCGCCAACGCGCUGCGGCGCCGCCAUCCUCUGUUACGCUCAGCCAGCGGUGCGGAGGGAGCUGUCUGUGCGCCUACCUCAGAAAUAGCAUCGAAAAUAGAAACAGUCCCCCCUAGCGCGGUCUUUAUGAUGGGAUACGUAAUUGCAGCGCUGUAGACGCCUUUGAUCCAGGACGUAGAUAAUGGGCUGUGUGCAAUGCAAGGAUAAGGAGGCGGCCAAGCUGACAGACGAGCGGGACGCCAGCAUGUCCCAGAGCGCCGGCUACCGAUAUGGGGUGGACCCCGCCCCCCAGCCCUACCCCGCCUUCGGGGUCACUGCCAUCCCCAACUACAACAACUUCAAUGUGCUGGACAGCCAGAGGAUGACAGUCUUCGGGGGCCUCAGCUCGUCAUCGCACACAGGGACCCUGCGCUCUCGCGGCGGGACAGGCGUGACGCUCUUUGUGGCACUGUACGACUACGAGGCCAGGACCGAGGAUGAUCUCACCUUCCGGAAAGGGGAGAAGUUCCAGAUUCUCAACAGCACGUGCAGCCACCCAGUGCGGCGUGCCUGGAACGUCUCCCCUGCCAGCCAAUCAGGCGACUCUCUGAAGCAGCAGCAGCUCUAUUUCGAGGACGUGUCCCGCACGCAGCUACACAGGAAGGUAGGGGGGGUGCCAUGUACGGGGGCCUGCCGUUUCUGUCCCAUCGGCGAGGAGCCCUUUCGGCACCACUGGGUUACGCCGUUAGAGCGCCCCCUGCAGGGGGGUGUCGCCAUGCUGCUCGGUCCACGCAGAGGAUCCGUGGUCUCUAACCUCCCCGUUCCCCCCUCCAGCUGGUACUUUGGCAAACUGGGCCGCAAGGAUGCUGAGCGGCAUCUCCUGUCCAACGGCAACGUGCGCGGAACCUACCUCAUCCGGGAGAGCGAGACCACCAAAGGUGCCUACUCCCUGUCCAUCCGGGACUGGGACGAGAUCAAAGGGGAGCACGUGAAGCACUAUAAGAUCCGCAAGCUGGACAGCGGAGGUUACUACAUCACCACCAGGGCCCAGUUCGAGAGCCUCCAGCAGCUGGUGCAGCACUACUCUGAGCGCGCCGCGGGCCUCUGCUGCCGCCUGGUGGUGCCCUGCCACAAGGGCAUGCCGCGCCUGGCCGACCUGUCCGUCAAAACCAAAGACGUGUGGGAGAUUCCGCGGGAGUCGCUGCAGCUCAUCAAGAGGCUGGGCAAUGGGCAGUUUGGGGAGGUCUGGAUGGGGACGUGGAACGGCACCACCAAGGUGGCCGUGAAGACGCUGAAACCGGGCACCAUGUCGCCGGAGUCCUUCCUGGAGGAGGCGCAGAUCAUGAAGAAGCUGCGGCAUGACAAGCUGGUGCAGCUGUACGCCGUGGUGUCCGAGGAGCCCAUUUACAUCAUCACCGAGUACAUGGGCAAAGGAAGCCUGCUGGAGUUCCUGAAGGACGGAGAAGGCCGCUCUCUCAAGCUGCCCAACCUGGUGGACAUGGCGGCCCAGGUGGCGGGGGGCAUGGCCUACAUCGAGAGGAUGAACUACAUCCACAGAGACCUGCGGUCGGCCAACAUCCUUGUGGGCGACAGCUUGGUGUGCAAGAUCGCCGACUUUGGGCUGGCCAGGCUCAUCGAGGAUAAUGAGUACACGGCACGGCAGGGAGCCAAAUUCCCCAUCAAGUGGACGGCCCCCGAGGCAGCGCUGUACGGGAGGUUCACCAUCAAGUCCGACGUCUGGUCCUUCGGGAUCCUGCUUACUGAGCUGGUGACCAAGGGCCGGGUCCCCUACCCAGGAAUGAACAACCGGGAGGUGUUGGAGCAGGUGGAGCGCGGCUACAGGAUGGCCUGUCCCCAGGACUGUCCCAUCUCCCUGCACGAGCUCAUGGUUCAGUGCUGGAAGAAGGACCCCGAGGAGAGGCCCACCUUCGAGUACCUGCAGGCCUUCCUGGAGGACUAUUUCACCGCCACUGAGCCUCAAUAUCAGCCAGGAGACAACCUGUAGGGGGCGCUCUCCUGGGCCGCGAUGGACCGCACCGCACCGCCCCGGCCUGGGCUGAGGUGGGGGAGAGGUGGACCUGCCAAGGCGUGGGAUACUUUCAGGAGUCCCGUCGACUAUCGGCGAGCUCCUUCGGCCCCCGGCGGGUCCAGUCCAAUGCGAGAAAGAGACUCAACAAAUUGUCAGUUUCACAGUGUCUGAGGAGCUGAUUUUCAUAGGUUGGGGGGGGGGGGGGGCUUGGUUUCUAGGGUGGCUGGCAUGUGAUUUGAUGAGCAAUCACCUGUGUAAAUACAAAGCUACUUGACCACUUAUACUUUUAUUUGUUUUUUGUUUGUUUUCUUAAUUUUUUUUAUAUAUAUGUGUGUAUAUAUAUUGCUACAGGCUUUAUUUUCAUCUGGGACAAUAAAUAACAAGAAUAAUGAAGGUAACGACUCUUUUUAAAACCAAUUAACCUGCUGAGGUUUUCUGACCUGGGCAUUAACUCCAACCCGCUUUCUCGUUCAUAGGAAAGGCUCUUAUUUUCGGUUUCGCUUUUUCUCGGGUAGCGUAAUGCCCACAAUAUGUGAAGAGGGAGAAAUCGCCCUUCUCUCCAAGAAAAAAAAAAAUAAAAUGCGCUCCCGCAUUACAUGCUCAUUCGCCACACCCUCCAAUUCAGCCAAGUAUGACAAUGUUCUCCGUCGUUUUCCAGCUUUUGUUAGAAGUAGUUUCUGUUGUUGAUCUAUCAUUGUAAAACGGCAGUUUCUUCCAAGGUGAUAGACGUCAGACUGGUGAGAGUGUGUCGGGGUUAUUUGUAAUUACGGCUCGAAAUGCAAGAAGUCUGCGUGUGAACGGCCCUCUGUCACUCAGAAGGGCUGCGUAUGCAUCUAGACGUCAGCUCUGGGUGCCUUUAAAACUGGAAUGACGGAAGACGGUGUGUAUAUGGGAUUGACUUGCAGUUUAUUUAAGCAGGAAAAAAUAUUUUUUUAACUUGUGUACAGUGUUCGAUUCACGGCCAUUCCUGUGGAUCCUAUGUCUUCAUUUACGUUACAUGAAGAAUCGCUUUGUAACAGCCCGCAGAAUUCGCUGCCGCUCCCGAAAGCACCACUCACUGCAGUCCUGCAGUGCACCGCCCAUGUCUGUCCUGACCUCUUUGUCAGGCCUCUUCUUUAAUUGUUUUAUAAAUCAAUAAUGUGCAAACUGUCCUGGAUUGACUGAUCAAAGAGCAUAUGGUUGGCUCCAAAGGUUAGAGUUUAGACUUGAGCUUAAGUUGGACACAGUACAAGAUCAGGGAAAAUUGCAGCCUGUCAAACAGCUUCAUCUUUUUUUUUUUUUAAUUUCACAUUUUGUUUUUAAUAUAACUGUCCAUGGCUUUUAUUUCUCAUUAUUCCUCCAUGUUCCAUUUUUAACAUCAUUUUUGUGAAAUAAGUAAUUUGCCAUUUAAAAAUGAGGACAAUAAACAUUUUACACUCUUUUCAA
Molecule: messenger RNA, 3454 nt
Organism: Paramormyrops kingsleyae
Lineage: Eukaryota; Metazoa; Chordata; Actinopteri; Osteoglossiformes; Mormyridae
Source: RefSeq, a predicted model, not a curated record